GUUCCAGUGUCGGUGGCUAUGAUGACACCUCAAGUGAUCACUCCCCAGCAAAUGCAGCAGAUCCUCCAGCAACAAGUGCUAACUCCCCAGCAACUCCAAGUCCUGCUCCAACAGCAGCAGGCACUCAUGCUUCAACAGCAGCAGCUUCAAGAGUUUUAUAAGAAACAACAGGAACAGUUGCAGCUUCAACUUUUACAGCAACAACAUGCUGGAAAACAGCCUAAAGAGCCCCAGCAACAGCAGGUGGCUACGCAGCAGUUGGCCUUUCAGCAGCAGCUCUUACAGAUGCAGCAGUUGCAGCAGCAGCACCUCCUGUCUCUGCAGCGCCAGGGGCUGCUGACGAUCCAGCCCGGGCAGCCUGCUCUGCCUUUGCAGCCCCUUGCACAAGGCAUGAUUCCAACAGAACUGCAGCAGCUCUGGAAGGAAGUGACAAGCUCGCACACAGCGGAGGAGGCAGCCAGCAACAACCACAGCAGCCUGGACCUGUCCACCACCUGCGUCUCCUCCUCCGCCCCGUCUAAGACCUCCUUAAUCAUCAACCCCCAUGCCUCAACUAACGGACAGCUAUCGGUCCACACUCCUAAACGGGAGAGUUUAUCCCACGAGGAGCACUCACACAGCCACCCGCUCUACGGACACGGCGUCUGCAAAUGGCCGGGCUGUGAAGCAGUAUGUGAAGACUUCCAGUCGUUUCUAAA
Molecule: messenger RNA, 698 nt
Organism: Merops nubicus (carmine bee-eater)
Lineage: Eukaryota; Metazoa; Chordata; Aves; Coraciiformes; Meropidae
Product: forkhead box protein P1-like
Exons: 5
Biological process (GO): regulation of transcription by RNA polymerase II
Cellular component (GO): nucleus
Molecular function (GO): RNA polymerase II cis-regulatory region sequence-specific DNA binding; DNA-binding transcription repressor activity, RNA polymerase II-specific
Source: RefSeq, a predicted model, not a curated record